AUGGUCCCAUGGGCGAGGCCCCUCAUCUGGAGUGUGUUCAGAAAUGAAGCCUACUGCCACUGUGUAGACCAGAGGUCACAGAGCAACCAACGCAAAGCAUCUCAGAGCGUCAGGGCCACGAGGCCUGAUGGUGAGGCGACACGUCCCCACUCGUCCGUGCUUCUGCUGGACGUGAGUGACGGCGGGGACAGCCGCCACAUGGCUGAGCCGGAGCGGGAGCCCGGCUGGCCUGGCCCUCAGAACAAAAAUGGAAAAAAAACCUGCUUUUAA
Rangifer tarandus platyrhynchus (Svalbard reindeer) is the source of this 270-nucleotide messenger RNA. Lineage: Eukaryota; Metazoa; Chordata; Mammalia; Artiodactyla; Cervidae. The record is from the annotation of a GenBank genome assembly.